GGAAGUAUCCUGCGCAGCCCCGUCGACUGCGUUUGUUUUGAUUUCAUUUAAUCCACGCAGCGAGCACAGAAAACUGCAGCAGAGUGCCAGUGUUGAUCAAUGAGAUGUCCUGCACAGAGAGCAUGAUCUCUUUACCUCCCCUCAGGCUCUCGUAAUCAAUGGCAACCUCGGUCCAAACUCUUCCCGUGACGCGUGGUCCCACCCAAAACUUCCGCAGUCCUUUCCCCUCCUCUCCCCUCUCCUCACUCUGCGGCAUGGGAAGCGUAGGAAGUCUGGUGGAGAAGCCAGAUGUGUCUCCGACUAAAGGGAACCGCGCGGUGCCUCAGGUGAGACCCAGACAAACCAACGGCCUGCUGAAGAAAGGCCUGACCCAGAGAGAGCUGCUGAACUACCUCAACAUCACCAGGAAAGAGCCCAAAGCAGGGCCGAGCGGCGACGGCAAGAGGGACGUCAUCGGAGGCCUGGUGGUGGAUGACGUUUUCGCCAAAGUCUACAGUAAAGAUGGAACUGAAAUAGACCUGACUAAAAACUCUCUGCCGAGCGGGGGCAAGUACGAAAAGGUUCGGUUCAGGUCUUCUGCAUUCAAACCCGUCACACCUAAAAACUUCAGCUCCAUGCAAAACCUCUACCCCUCCUCCAAGUCGGAGGAUGUGGAUCACGGCCUUUCCAACGGACUGCACAGAGCAUACGGCCACAUCUCCAAAACAGUCUCCACCUCCUCUUCAUCUUCCUCACCCUCCCGUCAUGGAGGACCGACAUCAUGUGGUAACAAGGCCAUCGCCUCGGUGCAAGUGAUGAGCCACGAGGAUGACAACCUGUCAGACUCGGGUCAUAACUCCAUGAGCAGUCUGCCGCCGUACCGCCCUCCGUUCCGUCCACAUCUGUCUCACAUCAGCGCUUCCAUGGGCCACAUCAACACCAUCGGCUCCUUAGAUCGAACCUCUCAGGGCCUGAAGGCCGCCGGGUCAGGGGGCGUGGCUAUGGGAGAGGUAGCAUGCCGAAGCAUGGCUACCCUAAACCGCCUGACCCCCUAUGGCAGCGAGGCUCCGCCUCCUUAUGAAUGGACGCUGUCCCUCUCGGUGGAGGACGUGGUGCGGGAUCUGGAGGAGCGCCUGGUGGAAAAAGAACAUGAGCUAAAACAGAUGAGGAGGAACCUGGACGAGAGCGAGGGCGCCAUCGCUCAGGUGUUUGAAGGGAAGCAGCGUCUGUGGGAGAAGGAGGUGGAGGAGCUGAAGCGCCUGUACGCCGCUAAGCUGCGUCAGGUCUCGCAGCACGCCCAGCGCUCCCAGCGCAGCAUGCAGUUGGAGCUGUUCAGGGCCCAGCAGGAGAAGAAUCGGCUGCAGGAGGAGCUGGACGGCCUGAAGCGGGAGGCGAGCCGGGACGUCACGGCCGCGCCGAAGCCGACCAGUCCGACUCUGGAGGAGACACGGUGGGAGGUUUGUCAAAAGUCAGGGGAGAUCUCGUUGCUGAAGCAGCAGGUGAGGGACUCCCAGGCAGAAGUGACCCAGAAGCUGAGCGAGAUCUUCAAACUGAAGACGCAGCUGAGGGAAACCCGGAUGGAGCUGCGCAACAGGGAGGCCCAGAUAGACGCUCUGAACAUCAUCCUGCAGGGGACGCAGCGCGGCAAGUGUUCCUCCGCCGAAGAAAGCAAAAAAGGAGCCGAAGAGAGUCCAUCAGCGGGGGCGACAGGUGGCUCCGGGGGUCCCACAGAAGAGCGUCUGCGGGCGGAGCUGCUGCUGGAGCGACGUCAGAGCGAGGCCCAGGCCACGGCCUUCGAGGAGGAGAGGAACACGUGGCAGACGGAGAAAGACAAGGUCAUCCGCUACCAGAAGGAGCUGCAGGCCAGCUACUUGGAGAUGUAUCACCGCAACGAGGCCCUGGAGAGGGAGCUGCAGCAGCUGAGGGCGGGUGGGGCGCGGGAAGGAAGGGGAGACGGAGGAGGAGGGAGCAGAGAUGGGACAACCGAGAAGGAGGCGAAGGAGCCGACAGCUGACAGAGCAGCAGGAAAACAAGAAGAUACACCUUCCUCGAGUCUGCCGUGGAUAGACAGGAUUGAAUCGUCUGAAAUUUGAAUGUGACAACACUUGUUUGCAAUGCAAACUGUUUUCUCUGAAAGCAUGGACCUACGCAAGAGCAAGUCUGCCUGGGACAAAACAAAGAAGAAAAAGAAACGAGACACAAGAUAUACAAACUUGGAGAUUAUAAAAAAAAUAUUUACCAAAUCAGAAUCCUACACAACUGACUAAAUCUCUGAAAAGGAUGUGCUGCUGGGUUUAGUUGUGGUACCAAGUAAUCAAAAUUAAAACUAUAAAGUCAGAAGUAGUGAACCUAAAAUAAGAAAGGUUGACAAAAAAUAAUAAUAAACUAUGCUAAACCUUUGACCCUCAUAGGAGCCACUUUAAAAAAAAAAAGGUACAAAUUGUGUUGAUUUACCUAAAUGAAGUUUGUAAAUUGUGAAAUUUGGGAACUAAAAAUUUUUCAAUCAAAAACAGUAGUUCAGUCAGAAAAAAAGGAAACAUGUCAAUGUGAAACUUUUGACUGACAAUCUUGAAAUGGGUACCCAUUAUAUCAUUUCUCAUGUGUUUUUAACAUUUUUGCUGCACAAAAAGAAGCUUCAGAGAUUCCCAUCUGACCCCCGCACUGCUUCUGCACCUUGAUUGUACUAUUGCCCUUUUCGUGUAAAAGACCGGGACCGACUACAUCCUUCUGGACGUGUUCACACCGACGCUUGUUUGUGCCACGUUUAUCCUCAGCAGAAUAACUCCAAACCGUAAAAUCACAGGAAAAGCACUAUCCAAGACUUUUUUUAAAUGAUCUUAUUGGUGACGAUAACCAAAGCAUUCAAUAGUGAGGUCCCUAGAGAUCCACACAGCAACUAGCUGUUGUCUGGAAUCAGCUUCACUGACCGGUUGGAGUAUAUAUAUAUAUAUAGUAACUGAGUGAAGAAGGUUUAUAGUUUGCUACUUUUAGGAUCAAAGUUGUUUAACAAAGGAGCAUUUUUGCUGCUCCUUCUUCUGCAGUUGUAAUUGCUUUAUACCCAGCUGUCUGCCAUGUUAGGUCAUUCCCACCAUCCACGGGAACAUUUUGUUCAACUCACAAAGGAGAAAGUUGACCAUAAGCCAUCUUCACCAGAUACCAUGAAGGCAGAAUAUGUUGCUUUAGAAAACCAGGAUGAAGUAGGCGUGUGUGUAUUCUCUGUGGCUUUAUUUAGAUGAACUCAAGAAAUCCCCAGCCUACUUAUUUGCAAGCAACAAAUAGAUGAAUGAAUUGAAUGAAUGACAGUGAUGUAGAGCUAGUUGGUACCUAUACAAAAUGUUUUCUUGUUUUUUCCAAGCACAUUGAUCUCAGCCUUGGCACAGUGGAGAAAACGUCCAGAAGUCCUUUUACAAAAGUCCAAGUCUGCGAGAAAGUUGUCAUGGGUUGUUACUAUGGAUAAUCAAUAGGUUUAUAUGGAAGGCAACCAUUAUGGAUUUUGAGGUCGGAGUUGGUGAGAAAGCUCCGACUACAAGAAACUUUUUUGUACGUUUUCCAAAUAUGGGGUUGAAAAUCUAAACUUUCCAAAAACAGAACAACUUCCAUGAAUCCUACAAUGGGUUAUAAUGCAUUAGACUGAGUUUUAUUGUUUAGUAUUUAUAAACACAACAAACCGAUAAAGUGAAAAUUCGGAUUAAAGACGGUAAAGCGGUGGAAACGUACAGAUUAAAUUACUAAAAACCCAGACAGGAGGAUUUUAUCUCCUGGUAUAUUUUAGGGUCGCUUACGGCAGAAAGGCACGGAAGAAAUGUUUUAAACGCCAUUCCGGUUUUGGCUCUUCACAUUAACUGGAACGGUCGAAACUUUAGUAGCGGUCAAAGGUUUACAAAACCCAGAGAACGGAAAUUGGACUGGAAACUCUCAUGGGUGCAUCUCCACUUAUGAUUCUGUCCCUGAAUAAUGUUUGCAGGAACAUCUCUGCACUCGUCUGUCAGCUGAAUUCAUGUAAAAACGCUGCUUUUCUGGUUUUGGUGGAGAAAAAAGAACAAAUAUCUAUCUGGUGCACAUCUCUUGAACAUAUUUCCCUCGUUAGGCCUCCUUUCAGGUGAGAUACACACAUUUUGUACAUACCUGCACUUUCAGUUCGAUUCACCUUCUGUGGUUGUACUCCAAAGAGACUUGUCUUAAAACUGUGAAAUCUGUCAACUUCCAUAUUGUUUGAUUGCAGUAAAAAGGAACCGCUAGCUGUAAAUAAAGGCUAAAUUAGUCCUCCCAAAUGCAUGACUGAUGUAAAAGAAAAAAAAAAAAGUUCUAUUCUGUCUUAACUAUACAUAUUCACAAACCAGCUCUCUGUUAAUCUUUGAAUAUACUGUGACUUGUCAAAUUACUGGAAUUAAAACUGUACAGAAUAA
This is a messenger RNA of Gambusia affinis (western mosquitofish), 4385 nucleotides long. It is a transcript of the gene n4bp3, whose product is annotated as NEDD4 binding protein 3. Gene Ontology annotation, cellular component: cytoplasmic vesicle. NCBI's taxonomy places the organism in Eukaryota, Metazoa, Chordata, Actinopteri, Cyprinodontiformes, Poeciliidae. The record is from RefSeq and is a predicted model, not a curated record. The transcript has 10 exons. Bases 159 to 2072 code for a protein of 637 amino acids.